Molecule: messenger RNA, 1333 nt
Organism: Cynara cardunculus var. scolymus (artichoke)
Lineage: Eukaryota; Viridiplantae; Streptophyta; Magnoliopsida; Asterales; Asteraceae
Product: RHOMBOID-like protein 2
Exons: 5
Coding region: 163-1143 (326 amino acids)
Biological process (GO): proteolysis
Cellular component (GO): membrane
Molecular function (GO): serine-type endopeptidase activity
Source: RefSeq, a predicted model, not a curated record
GGGUAACCAGGUGAUCACGCCGUCAAAUCAACAACCCCACGUCCUACUCAUCACACUAAGCACACGAUUUUCCAGUAAUUUCUCCCACCUUCCAUUAUACCCUUUUCAUCAUCAUACACAAAUCGUCUGCAGUUUAUUGAUCAUCUUCGCCGGAGGAAUACGAUGAUUUCCGGGGAUGAUUUGGAACGCCAUGGAAGACCCAAGAGCAGUAACAGAACAGAAAACUAUUCUUCAUCGUCAUAUGCGCAUACAGAAACCUAUUGGACUUCAUGGUUGAUCCCUGUGUUCGUGAUCGCUAAUAUUGCUGUUUUUGUUGUGCUCAUGUACAUCAACAAUUGCCCCAAACACAAUCAUUCGCGUAUCUAUGGCAAGUGCGUGGCGAGGUUUCUUGGUAGAUUCUCGUUUCAGCCCCUUAGGGAAAACCCUCUCUUUGGCGCUUCGUCGAACACACUAGAGAAGCUGGGAGCUCUUCAAUGGUGGAAAAUAGUUCAUGGGCAUCAAGGAUGGAGGCUUGUCACUGCUAACUGGUUGCAUGCUGGUUUGAUUCAUCUAGUUGCUAAUAUGCUCAGCCUUGUUCUUAUCGGCAUUCGUCUUGAACAGCAGUUUGGAUUUUUAUGCAUUGGAGUAAUCUAUCUGUUGUCUGGAUUUGGAGGAAGCAUUCUUUCUUCAUUAUUCAUUCAAAGAAACAUCUCAGUUGGUGCCUCUGGGGCUCUAUUUGGAUUACUAGGGACGAUGCUAUCGGAACUCAUCACGAACUGGACUAUCUACACCAACAAGGCAGCAGCGUUGUUAACACUUAUCGUCAUGGUGGUUGUGAACUUAGCUGUGGGAAUUCUGCCAUUUGUCGACAAUUUCGCACACAUUGGUGGAUUCUUGACGGGUUUUCUCCUAGGUUUCGUUUUACUUCCACGUCCUCAGUUUGGAUGGUUUGAACGACAUAAUCUUCCAGCAGAUGUUCGUGUGAAAUCCAAAUACAAAGCAUACCAGUAUGUGCUUGGCCUGCUUGCAUUAUGUCUCCUUGUUGCAGGAUUUACUGUGGGUUUGGUGAUGCUGUUUAGGGGAGAGCAGGGAUACAAGCAUUGCGAUUGGUGUCACUACUUGAACUGUGUCCCAACGUCGAAAUGGGAGUGCAAUAAUAGCUAGUAAUGGUCUCAUCUGUUCAUCUGUGUAGGCCGAUAUUUGCAUAGUUUUGGUUUAGAAAUUGGUUGGUUUUUGUGUGUGUUGUGUUUGUAUGUUGGUGUUAUCGAAGUAGAUAUUUAUUAUUCAUUGUUUACGAAUUAUGAUGCUGAUGAAGGAAGAUUAUUAUGGAAUACAAACAUGUAUAUGAUGAGGA